AUUACGUUGUAAAUCAACGAAGCAUUGUCAGGUUAUAAUCUGUAAUUAAUAUUGCAUGCUGGGGUUUUUAUAGUUUUAAAAUGGGCAUGUAGCAUUGUUCGGAAGUAUUUGUGAGUUGAAUUUGAACUAUCUUUAAAGUUUAGGCUUUAUAUUUUUGUACUACGUAUAACUGGCUUACAAUGGCUUCAGUGAAAGAAAAGGUGGAAGAAUAUUUUUCUACCAUGAAUCCCAUAGCUACCAGGAUGAUGGAUGACAUGAAAACGGUGAUGGAAGAGUUCAACGAAGAAUGGGAAGAGUUCAGUUUGGAAGAGAAAUCUUGCCUUCUGUGGAGAUCAGUAGUGAAAGCUAAUGUUGAAGAAAAAUAUAUUUGUGAUGAAAGUAGUGAGAAAAGUGUGGAAUGCUUCCCAGUUCUUGAUAUCAAAAUGGGAGAAAAAAUUAUUGUUGAUGAAGAUACAUCAAAUGGAAAGCCAUUUGGAUGUACAUGGAGAGAUGAACAUUCUGCUCCAUUCAUGUGGGAAACCCAGAGUCAGUUGGAUCUACGAUUGUUUGCCGUAAACGAUACACCUACAUCUUUAAGGAAAAAGCAGCAUAGUAUUAAAACCCUUGAUCUGGAGAAAAAUAAUAGAUGUAUCACUGUUGAUUCUGAACCAGAAAGAUUUGAUAGUUCUGACUUGGAUUCUUUGACACCAAAGAAUACCAGGAAGAAAUCUCUGCCACCUGGUGAAAGCUCGUCUACCUCCUUGCAGAUGCCUGUCUUGAUUACGGACAAGAUCCAACAUGAUUGUAAUGUUUCAGUAAGUAGCUCCAAAGAAACUCUUACUUUUGAGAAAGAACCAGAAACUGUAGAACCACCAACUGAACUUGAACAAAAACCAGAUUACAAGUUUGAGGAAAAUGCAAAGGACUUGGAAGAAAUUAGUGAUGAUGUUGAUUUAGACGUGAAUGCAGAAUAUAUCUCAAGAUCUGAUUUAUCUAGCCCAUCACAGUUUAUUCCUAAAAGUGGUUUCGACUUUCUUGAUAACUGGUAAGGACUGUUGAAGACUAAAGACUUCAUUAUUGAUGAAGCAGUAGAGAAUAACUGGUGGAAACGUCGAUAUUUUACUGUCGUAUAUCUUGUUUUAUAUGCAAAAAAAGUAUAUUUUGUUUUCAAUUCUUUACCUUUACACUCUACAACACUUAUGUCUGUUAAAAUAAACAAUGCAAUUUUUAAUAAACAGGAUCUUUAAUUAUAACACACUGUGUGUCACAGUUGUUUACCUGUAAUUAUCAUUGUGUAGACUUCAGUGAGCAUCAUAAACUGUAAAUUUUUAAAUGGUUGGAGUUUCUAUAACAUGAUUGAGAUUUCUAAGAAGUUUAAAAACUUAAGAAGUACAGGUUUUUGAGAUAAUAUUGAUUGAACUGUUAGACCUUAACUAUGAGUUUUCAGUUUUCUGAUAGUCAAAAAUUUGUGCAUUUCUUGUUUACACCUAUUUUAACAAAUGUUAAGAAGUUGAAGUUAGAUCUGUAUCUGUUGUCAAAUACAGAAUGUUGAUAUGUACUUAUGUGUCUGUUUUGUACUCUUUAUAUGAGUUUUUCAAUGAACAUUUGUGUUUUAGCUUAUGAUUUUGUAAGAACAAAUGAAAAUCAUGUUCAUUGAAAAUACUUUGUUUGUGUUUUAAUUGUUCUCUACCAUAUAGAGCUAAGCGAUUUAAUCGAUUACCUAUGAGCAUGAAGUAAUUUAAAUUGGUGUUUCUAAUUAUUACUGUUUUCAAUUAUUCCAACAAUCAAUUAAUUUAGAUUACAAUUAAAUUGUUUAUUAUGAAAAUAACCAACUAAUGAAAAUUAAAGUUUCAAUUAAUACUAUUUUUGAUUAUUCCAACUAUCCAAAAUAAUUGCCACCCAAUUUCUCACUCUGUAUUUUAUAUCACAAAGCUAUUAUGGCUAUCUUCCACUGCUGCUAAUUUUGGACCGCUGAGUAAAGGAAAGGCAGCUUAUUAGCAGCACUUUUUGCCAUCCUUCUUUAUUUUUUGCUUGUAUGUACCAUUGUUUGAGGAACACUGUACUUAUCAAUAAGAAAAUGCAACUAAUUGCCCAGCUCUAGUUGUGGAUUCAGAACAGUGAUUUGAUUUCAUCUAUUCCACUUUUCAUGAGUCUCAGAUUAUGAUUAUCUCCAAUAUGAAAUUGACAAA
Messenger RNA from Limulus polyphemus (Atlantic horseshoe crab), 2168 nucleotides. RefSeq lists its product as uncharacterized. Bases 180 to 1028 code for a protein of 282 amino acids. The record is from RefSeq and is a predicted model, not a curated record. Lineage: Eukaryota; Metazoa; Arthropoda; Merostomata; Xiphosura; Limulidae. The transcript is spliced from 4 exons.